This is a messenger RNA of Rhipicephalus sanguineus (brown dog tick), 1553 nucleotides long. It is a transcript of the gene Drip, whose product is annotated as aquaporin AQPAe.a. Gene Ontology annotation, biological process: transmembrane transport. Bases 528 to 1355 code for a protein of 275 amino acids. The transcript is spliced from 3 exons. NCBI's taxonomy places the organism in Eukaryota, Metazoa, Arthropoda, Arachnida, Ixodida, Ixodidae. The record is from RefSeq and is a predicted model, not a curated record. Gene Ontology annotation, cellular component: plasma membrane. Gene Ontology annotation, molecular function: water channel activity.
CCUUGUCUUCCUCCUCGGUCGAGUGUCUCUACUCUCCGCGUGACGUUGCCAAGGCCACGUGACGCCAGACGAGGAGAGCCCGCAGAGGAGGAAGGACGCGCAUCCCUCCGCGUAUCCAUUCCUGCUCCCGGCGGCGAGAGAGGGAGAAAGGGGGGCGUGCAAAUAAGAAAGAAACAAGUGCAAAAGAUAGGGCAACCACUAAAAGUUGACUCGCGGGCUCCGGCUUUAUCAAAGCUGUCUGAGAAAUCGUCCGUUCGCUAUCGGAUCUGCACCGGUGUCGUUUACGCGUCCAGAAUCCCACCGUCAAGUGUUCUCGAGAGAGUAGCGGCCACACAGAGCGCAUCGACCGCGGAGAGAACGUUUGCAAAGCUCUUUUGCGCGAGCAGUUAGUCGGUAGCAGUCUUUGCAAGGACUGUGCGCGUCGUGUUCCACUUGACACGGUCGGAGACCCCGCAGAGCCGCUUAGAUUUGACGCCACCCUGUGCCAGACCACUCUCGUUCAGAGCGCAGCGAGCCACGUGUAGAAGAUGGGCCGAGUCCGCCAGUUUCGUUCCUUCUGCGGCAUCGACGAGGUGUCCGCCACGAGCAGCCUGUGGAAGUCCAUGGUGGCCGAAUACAUCGGGACGGCCGUGAUCGUGCUCAUCGGCUGCGGCUCGUGCAUCAACUGGGGCUCGCCCGAGAAGCCACAGGGCGAGGCCACCAUGGUGCAGAUCGCCAUCGGGUUCGGGAUCACCGUAGCCAGCAUGGUGCAGGCACUUGGCCACGUGAGCGGCGGGCACCUGAAUCCGGCCGUCACCAUCGGGAUGCUGUUCGUGGGACGCGUGUCGCUGUUGCGCAGCUUCUUCUACCUGUGCAGCCAGCUCAUCGGAGGCAUCACGGGCGCUGCCAUCCUGCGCGCAGUCACUCCGGAGGCGCGACACGGGGCUCUGGGCGGCACGUCGCUCGCCGAGGGCGUCACGCCGCUCAUGGGUCUCGGCGUCGAGGCCUGCAUCACCUUCAUCCUCGUGCUGACGGUGUUCGGCGUCUGCGACGCCAACCGGCUCGACGUCCAGGGCUCGGCGCCGCUGGCCAUUGGUCUCUCGGUCACCACAUGCCACGUCUUUGCGGUCCGAUACACGGGAGCAGGCAUGAACGUGGCGCGUUCUUUCGGUCCGGCGGUGAUGUCUGGAAUGUUUGACGACCACUGGGUCUUCUGGCUGGGACCCAUCCUCGGAGGCGUGAUCGCCGCCGUGGUGUACGAGAACGUGUUCCAGGCGCCGCCCAUCACCACCGAGGAUCUGGACAAGGCCCAGAUCACGGUCAUGGCCAAGCUGGCCAACAAGGAGGUGGUCGCCGAUCGCACCACGUCCAUCUGAGCUGUACAGCGCCGUGCACGGAGCGGCGCCGAGGCGGCCUUAGCGGUGCUUCGGUCGCCCACUGCGUGCCAGCUUAUUUCUUUCCAAGGUGUCGGAAGUGCGGGCUUUCUAUGGUGUUGCUUCUUUCGCCCCUUACACUCUGUUCCUAUCGUUGAGGCGCAAUGCAUGCGUCGAUGAGGCAUCGAGCGAAGCUAGCUA